This is a messenger RNA of Mixia osmundae IAM 14324, 1292 nucleotides long. RefSeq lists its product as uncharacterized. The record is from RefSeq and is a predicted model, not a curated record. Gene Ontology annotation, biological process: regulation of translational initiation. Gene Ontology annotation, cellular component: cytoplasm. Gene Ontology annotation, molecular function: protein binding. The coding region runs from base 185 to 1102 and encodes 305 amino acids. The transcript has a single exon. Lineage: Eukaryota; Fungi; Basidiomycota; Mixiomycetes; Mixiales; Mixiaceae.
CGACUCUGAGUGUCUGCGCGCAUCAAAGUCGCUGAUUGUAGCUAUCCCGGUCACGGUACAGUGAGUGCUGAGGUAUAUGAGGAUGAAGUGGCAUUUGAGUCAUCAGCGCCAGCGAACCUCGCCUCGCCCGAGUCGCGCGUCACGUGGCUGACCCCGUCCACUCACACUUCUGCCACGGCAGCUGAUGCUCAAUGAGCCUGCUACACUCCGCGAGCAAGUACAAGAUGAGCUCGAAGCACUGAUUGCCAUCUACGGCGGUGAUAAGGUCAAGCCUGAGCCAGCACAUCGUCGCUGCACGGUACUCGUCGAUCUCGCUUCGGAUGACGAGCCUCUGCCUGCCGAACUUCUGCUGAGCCUGCCAGAAGGCUAUCCGGAUCAUACUGCACCUCGUAUACAGCUACUCAGUCGGUACAUAGGCCCCUUUGCUGUCGAGCCUGCCCUGUUCGGUCAGAUCCUUCGAAUCUACUUUGCACCCGUCCGAGCGGAUGAAGAUGAGCCUGAGCUGCCGUCACUGUGGCAAGCUGGACAGGUGGCCUUGUUCGAAGGCAUCGAAGCAGCCAAGGAGAUUCUCGCGCAGUACUAUCGUGAUCACCUCGUCAAGGCUCAGGCGGCAGACUACGAACGGCAGGCAGACCGCGACAAACGAGCGCCGCCUGCGGUAGCUGAAGCGUCCAUCAUGCCAACGCCCAGUACAGCACAAUCACAAACGCUACCCUGUCAUCUCAAGAUCGUCUCUUGCGACCCAAUUGUGGACCGCAAGUCCGUCUUUGUCGGCCAUGCCUGUCGUUUGAAGUCUCGCGACGAUGUUAGUAGCGUGCUCUCGUAUCUCCUUUCAGAUCGCAAGAUUGCCCGAGCUGCACACAAUAUCUCUGCAUGGCGUUGGCGAGCACCCGAUACGGGCAUCGUUCAUCACGAUUGCGACGAUGACGGCGAGACCGCAGCGGGAGGCCGCUUAGCUCAUCUGCUCGAGCUUUGUCAUGCGACUGAUGUGGUGGUUGUCGUCUCACGAUGGUUCGGCGGGGUUCAUCUGGGUCCUGAUCGUUUCAAGCACAUCAAUGCUGCAGCGCGUGCAGCUCUGCUCCUGUCCGGUGCAAUCGAAUGAUAGCUACACGGCCUCGAUGGAUUCUGGAUAGGUCAAGCCGGUCUGCCCGCGGAUCUCAUCGAAUAUCUGCUUAGCUGGUCAACGAAAAGUAUGAUCGUAUCACCGACGAGACAUGCCUUCAUCUGGAGAAUAGUCUCGCGGUGCGGCAUCCGACUGUGCUCAAUCUCACCAGCUCUGAUAGCUCUUGCGC